Pocillopora meandrina is the source of this 7848-nucleotide messenger RNA. The record is from the annotation of a GenBank genome assembly. Lineage: Eukaryota; Metazoa; Cnidaria; Anthozoa; Scleractinia; Pocilloporidae.
AUGAGCGAAGACAAUUACUUUAGCUCACCAGAGCUGUCCCAAACUUCACAAGAGAAGAUAAGGCAAAUUGUGAAGCAGAAUUCGAGCUUGUCAAAGCAACAUACUCAAGAGUUAGAAACUGUGCUAACAUCAGCAACACUUCGUCUCAAAGACGAAAUCCAACAGACAAGCUUCCUUGAACAUGUUCAGAGGCUACAGGGCUACCACACCAUUCAAAUCCUCAAUGUGGUUGUUGUUCCUUUUGCGACUUUAGAAGAAGAACCUUCGGCCGCCUUUCUGGAAGAGGUGAAUAGGCUUGUUGACAUCUGUUUAUCCUUUUGCUACACCAGUAACGAGUCACAACGACUUUCUUUUGAUUACUACAUGAAAGCUUUGAAAUUCUGUUUUCCAACGGAUCUAAAAGUAUGCUCGCCAACUGACAUUCUUAAAAGCCUUCUGACACUUGUUCAGAUUUGUCUGGAUGGGAAGUUUGUUGAAUUAGGAGAGGUCAAAGAAGAGACCAACUUUACUCUACAAAGCUAUGGAACCAACUACUUGUUUGAAAAACUCCUCAAGAUAUUUGAAUCGCGGCGAAAUGAUGAAUCCCUUGUGGAAAUCGUUGACGAAACGAUAAGGUUAGCCUCUCUAGACGCAAAAAUAAAAAACGUUCAGCAGUAUAUCAUUGGAAAAUUCACUUUGCAAAGUGAACAUAUAGUAUCCCCAGUAUUCUUAUUAAACUGGAUGAAACUACUGGAGUUGCCGAAUGUAUCUAGUAGCUUUGCACUCUCAUCAGUCAAGGCCGACGAUCCUCGUUGUACAGAAAUUUUUGGGGGUGUCUUGGUUCAAUCAAGGAGCCUUAAAUACGAGUCCACAUUUUUAUUUUGUUUAAACGUUUUUGAGGAGAUGCUAAGAAACGGUAUUGAAAUAAACAUCCCCCAUGAUAAAGAAAGGCUGGAAAUUUUCUUUGACUAUUUCAAGUACUUUUGUUCCUUUCCUAAUUUCACAGCGACAUCACUAAGGCUGCUGGCAGCGACGAACAUCAACAAUGGCAUCCUAAGAGAGGUCUUUGAUCAGUUCUUUAGCAUUGAUGGAGGGUAUGCUCCACAGAAGGCAGAAGCUUUUGAUCUUGUAUUUAAAGUGUUGUCACUAUUUCCAAACGGUGAGCUGCUUAAAAGAGUUUUGAAUUUGUGGAGAGAAACAUUUUCUAAUAUUCCCGUCUAUCAAAAUCUCGCUUGUUUAUUGACAUUCUUUGUGGAAGAAUCGAACAGCGAGUCAGCAGGGAGAAUAUUAGACUUCUUAGAAUGGCUUCCUUGUCCUUUGCUCUCUUUGAUAUCGUUGUGGCAAGAGCUCCUCAUCUGUUUCAUUAAACUCUUUCCCUCUACGUUUCAAAGGCGUCCAGAAGUACUAGUGUUUAUUCACAAAACCGCACGGCUGGCGGCGCGAGUCCCUGCUCAACAUCGUCAAGCUUACAUGCACUACGAACAGCUUCCUACCCUAAAGGCAUUAGAAUGGCUUUCACAACAGAACGGCGCAGCGGAAUUGAGAACAGAUAUGAUUUGGCUUCUCAUGUGCUCCAGAGACCGACCAAUGGGUUUCAUCAAGGAGUUUGACAUUGGGGUUAUUAAGACUUUAAGCAUGUGCCCUUGUUUACCAUCUAGUACCAAGAAGCAUGUUUGUAAUGAAUUGACAAACUUGGCCCCCUUCGUAAGUGAUUCGGAUAGAAUGUAUCUCAUCAAAUUCAUCGGAGAGGUAACAUCUAGUCAAAGUCUCGAUUCCAUGGAUAAGAUCCUACUUAAAUUUCUCGAUUUUAUCAAGCGUUACGUUGACAGGCAAAGGACGAAGAAUUAUAUUCCUGUCCAUAUUUUGACACAGUUGUCUUCUCUCUCUAAAUUGCCACUUUCUGGAGCAAGAAAGAAGAAAUUGAUGCAAAUGUUAACAAAGUCUGGAAAAGGAAAUCUCAAUGGAACAAGUAUUUUGAGCAUACUUAAGAACCAUCAAUGUACCCUCGAAGAAAGAACAAAUGAGUACUGUGAUGUCCUAUUUUCCAUUGUUACAGAGACCCUAGAAGAAAGGCACGAUCUAUGUAAACAGCUUGAGAAUGGUGUUAUCGGCUAUAAUUUUCUCAAUACCGAAGUUCUGAAGGUGUGGACCUUUGUGACUGCCGCAUUGAUAAUUGGUGGCUUUUACAAACAUGAGGUUGAUUCGCAUUGCUGCCGGUAUGUUCUUGCACAUGCUUGGGGAUUUGAUUUUCCAUUCGAAAUUUUGGGACUUCUAUCUUAUGUCAGGUCAACAGCUGUUAGACUUGCCCAUCUGCCAAAAGUCAGAGCAGAAGAUCAGAGAAUCUCGCAAGAUAAUUCUGUAGGAGAAUUAGAUCUUCUACAAAGCUAUUCUACAAUCGUCAGGACUGUCGUGGCUGCAGAAAUACUAUCACCCUCUGAGAAAACAAUUUUGGUGAAGGGUAUUAGUGACGUUGUUCUGAGAAACCCAGAAACCUUAUCAGCAACAAACAUAGAAGGUGCGUUAUACAAUUUGUUGCCUUUUUCUGGGUGGCGAGGCAAUACUUCGAGCAUUGGAGCCAUACACUUGGAUUUUCGUUGCAUUGUUUCCUUGUUCAAUAAUUCCGAGGUCCUUAAUCAACUGUCUAGAAUUCCAUUAGACGAGAAAAGUGGAUCACUCUGUUGGGUUCUUUCCACAAAGAUGUUGGAACCAUCCUCAAAAAGAAAUUUUAUGAACAUCUUUAAUGUCAUUUGCUCGCAGCAAGAUUUAGAUCAAGCAUUCUUUCAACGGUUGGUGCCUUUUCUUAAUGUGGUCUCUCGGAACUCUAAGUCACUAGAAGAUGUUUCGGAAUCUCUCGAAGAGUUAUUGGAAGUCCUGCGCAUUAUUCCCUCUAAAAUGAUUCCUCUCAUGAUGCUCAACUUUGACCAUCUGCAUGAGAAUCACGUGCCCAAAGAUGAGAGGAAACAAUUUCUGAUUGAAGUUGGAAAGAGAUGGAAACUGACACUCGACCAUCUUGUUCUUUCUUACUUGGAGGUUCCACGAAUCCUUUGGAAAGCGUUCAGCACUACCAGUACCCCGGCAAAGAGAUACCAAUUAAUGGAUCGUGUGGAAAUCAUCCUCAGAGAAAACAGUGCUUUGGAGAUAUUAGCAGAGACCCACCGACUGCUUUUUGAAACGCCAGCGGUUCACAUGAAAAGACGGAUCGCAUGUUGCGAACUGGAGUGGCUCGUUUUCCAUCCCUCAGUCUCUGAUGAAGAGGCGGCUUUUGCAUUUGCACUAAGCUGCACAGCCUUAAAUAUGUUAUCUUGUCCUCUUAGAUGUUUUACGUUUUCUGAUGUGCGUAUUGAAGAUGGAUUCUUUAAGUUUGUAUCUGGAGAGAAUAUGGUAACACCAGACUGUCAUGGGAAGGACAUGGGAACAACGCUGAACAUUGCCGUGAGUACUCAAGCAAAUAAUCGUUCAACCACAGAGAAAAAAGAUCCUAUUUUCACACCAGUUUUGAUAGCCAUCAAGAUUAUUUGUCACUUGAAACGGUUACUGGGACAAAAAAGUGAUCCUUCAGAAAAUGCCGUGGACAUUUGGAAGCUUGUUUUUAAUCAGCCGACCUCAUAUUGUCCGGAGAAGGGAUGUGCUUCUAGUUUACCUUUUAUCGAUGAUUACGUGGGUGUUAUCCUGUCAAUUCUCGCAGAGGCAUCAUCUAUAGAAAUGGUUUUGCAUUGGGGAAAACUGAAUCAGCACCAUGCAAUUCAGUGCUCCGAGGCCAUUUUGAAAGCGUGCAAGUGGACUUGCAACGGAGAUGAUAUCGACGAGGCCGCUCUCUUCGAGUUGCAAACUGUACUUAGUACAACACUGGAAAGCAAAAGAAAAAAAACGCCGCCAACAGCGUCUUUCCCUUCAUUUGGAUGUGUGUUUUCAGCUUCAUGUUUUCGACCUCUUGAGCCACAGUUGAAAGAGUUGAGUUUUAUUCUUGAGAGGGGAUUGCCUUUUGAAGUAACCAAAUGUGUGCUUAACCUUUACGAAAGCAAUGAGCGAGCCGCAGUUUCAAUAAGGGAAAUCGUCUCUACGUGGUCAAGCAAGCAGCAGUCGAUUAAACUUGUGGAGAGCAUUGAAUCACUUUGUAAAGGAGAAGAAAUAUCUUCCUUAAGCCCUGCGCAAUGUGACUUUGUUUGGCAGCUAUUGACAUCAUUUGGUCGCGUUUGCAUGAAUUCCUGUGAGGAUCUUGUCACCAAGCUCAAGGAAUUGACUCUGCUAUACGAUCCGGAAGAUUGUUACGGCCUUAACCGCUUGUCCAAAUGGAGAAAGGCCAUGAUAUCUGACGGCUUCCCAGCGCGGGUGAUAAACGAUUGGUGUGUAGCAUUCUUGACGACGCCGUUGGAAGAUUUGACAUCACGCGAUGUCGAUGCGAUUGUUGACCUCAGUUCUCGCUCCUUGCAGCUCGUUGCAUCUGCGUCACAAGUCAUUGCCCAAACCCUCUUUCCAGAAGGAGGCUUUGAAGUAAAAAACGGAGAGGGUAUCAAACAAGGGAAGAUCAAAGAACGCGUUCGAUUGGCUCGGUUGCUUGGCGAGUUCAUAAACAUACUGAGAGGUCGAAAGCCCGAAGAAAACUCUAAAGAUGCUGUCGUCAGAGAUAUAGUUUUGGACGCCUGUAGUGAGCUUUGCAGGAGCCAUGAGGAUAGAGACACAAAAAGAAACGAUCUCUACAAAAUCCAUGGCCUGAAGCUGAAGUCUCUCUUCACAGAAAUCUUUGGAAAACGACGCAGUAGGGAAGAUGGGAAAGAAAUUAUUCAAGAUAGUGUCUUAAUGCCCCAUAUACGCGAAGGAGAACUCAAAGUAGUAAAAUUUGUUUCGAGGCAGACAUCUUACCUCCAUGAAAACCUUCCAUUUGUUCUAAGUCAUAAAGACUUGUAUGCACCAAUGUUAAUGUUGUUACGGCGAUGGCUAUCUUCGAUCGUCACUAAACCAGUCCUUGCCUCUCACACUCUGGAAAUUGUUGAGACAUUGUUUUCAGACCACCCGUCAGACAGCAAUUCUUCAUUUCUGGAGCAAGUACAUAGUAAAAUUCAAGAACGCAUUUUAUCCCUCUCAAAAAAUCAAUCUCUCAUGGCUCAGUUUCAAGCUGCUGGAUACAACCAAGAAAGGAAAGCUGAGCUAGAUCUGUGGUCCUCACCUGCAGUUGAGCUGCCUUGUUACCUCAGUAGGCGCGAGUCACCGAGUGAAAGAUUACACACCAAGAAAUUAACAGGAGUUCUUAGACGUCUUUGGUAUGAAUGGAAGGAUAUCCUCUUUAUGUACCUUGUUCCCUCCGUUGAAGUUGGCGGGAAGGAGGUUUGUACGAAAGAUCUUUUUGGUUUCCAGGAUUCUUUGAAAGAGAUGGAAGAACAGGUUGUUGCUGUAAAGGCAAAAGUAGAACAAAUUAAUUCUGUUGGUGUGAAAUCAGAAGACUUAGAAAGGCGAGUGAAGAGAUUGAUACGCCUGGAGCAGCAACACCGCAAGCGGAUUGAAAAAAUUUACAAGACUUCUAGCAAUAGGGUAAGCAGCAGAGGUCUCUUACAUCACGCCAUACAAUUUUUUCAUGCUUUUGCACCUGAAAAUUUGCCUUCUAUGCCUGCAUUAGCCAUUAAAGAAUUCUUUAACAUUUUCACUCUUUGCAAGAUCCGCUAAACUUUUGGAAAAAUUCGUUACUGAUGCGCAGCUUUUUGUCAAUACUCUUUAACCAGACUCCUGAAGCAUCAGAAGAAAGGAAGAAAUUUGUUGCAGUCUGGGAAAAUCGAUUCCUGGAGCAGGUGAAGCUCUGCUCGGAGAAAAUUCCAGGUAAUUCAAAGGAUUGUCAGAGGCAAGUCAAGAAAGCUAAGCUAAUUGUUAAAGAGGCUCCAAGGUCUUCCACAAGUCUUUUUUCUUUUUUUUUUUUAACAUCAUUUGUAUACAUGAUAAAAGCACCUCGUUUAUCUUAUUAAUAGCUGAAUUGGGACAUCAUCAAAAUAAAAUCUAGCGUGGCGAUCAUUUAGCAUAGCGACAGCUGACAAAUUCUAGAUUCGAAAUCUAACAGCUCCGGUUUGCUACAUCAGAAGUUGCUAAUGUCAAAAUGUGAAAAGUAAAAAUAGGAAAAGCGAAUAGAGUGAAUUUCAUGAGUUAAUGUAAUGGAUAUAUUUUUGUUAAUUACUCUCAGUAGUGGUACCUUGAUUCACUGACUAUCUAAAGUGAGGUGAUAGAUAAAGUGGAACUUUUUUUAGCGUUUAGGUUACCUUUUCUACCGUUUCAAUUUGUAGGUUGUUACGCUCCCAAUGGUUUCCAUUCUGAAAAACCUGUAAUUUGUGCUCUAUCCGUGGACAACAGGAUCUUGACUGUGUUCAAAGAGGAAAAAGACCGCAGAGAGGAAAUCGAGAAUGUUGAGGUGAAACUCUUCGAAGCUGGUAUGUACGUGUACGGACUGUUUACAAAUGGACAUGAUUACGUCACCGACGAACUGUGGGCUGCGUUUUACAAGAUGCUGCUAGAAAAGAGACUGGUGCCAAGAAUUUUGUUGUCCAAUGAAAGUCCAGGGUUCGACUGGAUCAAGUUGAAGAAAUACACAGAACCUUGUAAGGAAACGGGAAAAGUGUAUUGCAUUUGUUCUAAGCUAUGGCUUAUUUAUGGUUAACAGCCUUUACAUUAUUAAAUGAUAUAUCAUCUUUGGCAAGCCGCCUUGAACGAGAAGUCCAAGCCUUUUACUCUCUCACUAAACCCGAUUUUUGGAAUAAGAAAAGGAAGAAGUCCUUUCUGUUCAUCUUCACAAAUCACUUCCCUUAUCCCUGCUACUAACUUUUAACUCGUUCAUAGUUUUUACCAUAAGGAAUCUAUCUUUCACUCUGCCAUAAGAGAGGCGGAAAUGGAGGCUUUACUGAGCCAGUUGUGCUCUACGCUGUGCAUUAAGAGUCCGAGAGAGACAGUUGUGAUACAACAAUUUUCCUCUAUCCUAGCUCCCUUUCCCCUUUGAUACCUCAUUCAUUGAAAAAGGGAAACCGAGCGUUUUUUUCUAUCUUAAUUUUUUUUUCAGCAACAACUCAUCCCUGUCCCUGGAAGUGGGAGUUACAUACCGGUAUUGUUCCCCUAGAGGAAGAUUAUUUUGAAUACUCACCGAUAGGCGCGGCCCUGUGGCCUUCCCUGCAAGGGCUACAGGGGUUGAGAGAAUUUCUCAUCUUAACCAUUGAGAACGUUUCUGGAUUUCACUUCAGUGAUUUGAAGGUAAAUGUCUUAUAUACCUCUUAUUAAUAGUCGAUCGAAAAUGAAAAAUCGAAAACUAAAAUUUCCGCCAUGUAAUAUAUCUUGAAAAGAAUAUAUACCAUUUAGAAUGAUUUGAGUUUGUAUGAUCUUUCAAGACAUCAAGAUAUCUCUUGGUAUCUGACAGUGGCUAAAAUCAAACUUGAAGCAUAUUAGAGAAUAGAAAGGAUACUUGAAACAAUUGAGUAUUUUCAGUAAAAGAGGCAGAUAAGAGAGAUUACGAGGCCAAAAGGAGAAGACACAUUUUAUCACUUCCAAUCACCGAACAAAGAGAGACACGAGACAAACUACCUGCUCUAUAUUAUCUAGUAUUUAAUAAUAUUUAAACUCGAAAUUAUUUUUAGCCAGCGAAGUGUGUUUUCUUUGUUCUUUGUUCUUUUUCGUCGAAACUAUUUGCAUUUUAAAGAGGGCUAUUACGCUUCCAGUAGUUGAAAGAAAAAAAAUGUGUGCAAAAAAUACAGUACAUAAUGAGUGUUUCUAAUUUUUUAAAUAAACCUCAUUUCACCUGCGUAUCAAAAUCAAAUGAAGCUAUGAUCCUUGUAGGUGAGGUGCCAUUUAAACAAUCCCCCACCCGAAAAAAAGAAAAAAAAGAAAAAAAAAGAAAAAUGGACUAAG